Aspergillus lentulus is the source of this 2841-nucleotide messenger RNA. Its product is annotated as DDHD family phospholipase. The record is from RefSeq and is a predicted model, not a curated record. Lineage: Eukaryota; Fungi; Ascomycota; Eurotiomycetes; Eurotiales; Aspergillaceae. Gene Ontology annotation, molecular function: metal ion binding; glycerophospholipase activity. Gene Ontology annotation, cellular component: cytoplasm.
AUGUCCAGGGAAAAUCAGAAAGGGUCCUUUCUGGGAGCCAUCUCUUCCUGGAAUGCAUCAAGAAACACCAAGAAUACCCCCAACACCGAUGGACCAGACGUUCUUCCUAGAUCUCAAGGCGAAGAUCAUACAAUCACACACAGGCAUAGACUUAGCUUGCGCCACUACCCUCCGGAUUGUCCCCUGCUGAGGGUGAGGUGGUUUUACGCUGUUGACUCACCAAAACGGAAACCACUACUCUCAGAACACCAGAAGGAAGAACCGAAACCCUUACCUGCGCCCAAGAAGUUUGUCCCGUUUUCGUCGAAAGAUUCCCUGGCCAUUGAGUCCACUUUCCAAAAGCUCUCGGACGUCGAGAUUGCUCAAGAACAAACACGAAAGAGUGAAUUACUUCGCGAAACAAGGAAAGGGUUAUUUACAGUGCCUGUCAAUGAGGACAACCUAUUUGACGUGGACAUUGAACGAAGGGAGCUCACACCGGCGUACUGGAUAGGUCCCACCUAUGAAGUGCGCCGGGGUACAUGGUUCUUCCAAGAGGGGUCUACUUUCAAGCCGUGCGAAGAAAACCUGGCCACCCAGCUUGAGGAAGGAUAUCUCAAACUUAAACCAUGGCGCCUGGAAAAUGACCAAAGCAGACUCCCGCAGACCGUUGCAAACCCAACCCCUCAGCAUGCAGAUAGAUCAGAUGUGAACAAGUCUGGGUUGCAAUGCACACCCGAACCAUGUGCUUCGCGGCCACUUACUGGUCAGGCUGGACAUGCAACUUCUGGCCGAGUAAACGAGCCUCGGCACUAUCGUCUUUUUGGUGCUUACAUGAACUGCAUAGUGACAUAUCAGGAUUAUUCUACAGCUUUGUUGGCGAAUGACGAUUUCAUGUCACGAAUGAGCAGUACCGUGUACCAGAAAUUGGGCGGUAUACCAGGUACAAGAGUGGUGCGUGGUUUUAUCGAAACUAAAAGACAGAAGGAAACAUCGGCUGUGAAGAGUCGUGAUCAUAGCGUUGGUACAAAAUCUUCCUCCGACACCCCUAGUGCAGCCUCGACAGACCACGAGGUCAAGUCUGAUUCGGAAGUUUCUUCAGACACACGCCCUAAUGAGGAUGGGAGGAAGAAAGUGACUAAUCAGGAUGAUCCGAGGUCAACUCUGGAACGACAGAUGUCGUCCCUUGCUGGUGAACCUCAAAAUACAGCUGAGCUUGAGGAGCAAGCGCGGAAGCAGGAAGAGAAGGAAAUGGAAGACUCCAGGGAAGCAGAUGAAGAGGACAGAGAGCGGCAGAUUGACCAUUUGGUCCUUGUCACACAUGGAAUAGGCCAGCGACUUGGGUUGCGGCUAGAAAGCAUCAACUUUAUUCAUGAUGUGAAUGUUCUUCGGAAGACCAUGAAGAGCGUCUAUAAGGCUUCUCCUGAUUUGCAAGCCUUGAACUCUAGUUUCUCAGACAGUCAAAAAAACUGCCGCGUUCAAGUACUUCCGGUCUGCUGGAGACACCUCCUUGAUUUUCCCUACAGAGGAGUGAGGCAGAAUCGUAAAGAACUUGAUUUAGCCGAUGCAGACUUUCAUGACGACAGUUCUUAUCCCGGAUUGAACGAUAUUACCCUUGACAGCGUUCCCGCAGUCCGGAAUCUCAUUUCUGAUUUGGCAAUGGACGUACUCCUCUACCAAAGUGCUUAUUGUGAACACAUUUCUACCAUAGUUAAGCAGGAGUGCAAUCGGAUUCUAAAACUCUUCAAGCAGCGAAAUCCGACAUUCAAGGGCUCUGUGAGCCUCUGUGGUCAUUCACUUGGUAGCGCGAUCCUGUUUGAUAUCCUAUGCCACCAACCGUCGACUCCUCCCACCUCCGGAGAAAGGAGGAUGGACCGAGUCGGGUCUCAGGACAUUUUGCUCGACUUUGACUGCGAAGAAUUAUUUUGUUUGGGGUCUCCAAUUGCCCUUUUCCAGAUGAUAAAAGGAAACACCAUUGCUGGGCGAUCUAUGAUCGACCGGGCAAAAAUCAAGAGGUCCAAGGAGGAGUGUGAUCAUCGGAACCCAACGUCUUCUUCCUCCGCGAGCCGUGGCGCACCAGUUCAGGCGAGCACGGCGCCGAGUGGAGGGCCGACUAUCGUAUCGUCACCGAAGUGCCGACAACUCUACAACAUAUUUCACCCUUCUGAUCCCGUUAGUUACCGAAUUGAGCCGCUAAUCUCGCCGGCAAUGUCGUCGCUCAAGCCGCAGCCCUUGCCAUCGGUAAAGAAGAGCCUGUGGGCAGCUCCUGGGCAAAGCCUAUCCAUGAUUGGCAGUCGUGUUGGCCAGAGUGUUGGAACCUUAUGGACCAAUUUCGCAACCGGGGUCGCGAGCAGUCUACUUAACCGCAGCCUCGGCCUUGGUUCGGAGGAAACUUCACAAUCCACAGUGAUUGCUACCGGGACUCAAAUGCCUCGAGGAUCAUUGGCUAACUCUUCUCUUGGAGAGGAUGGUUCUUCUCGGUCUGGUUCGGGCGUUGAUAGUCAAGAAGGGUCUGCCGAUAGAUACCGUACACUGAUUGACUCGAAUCUAGAAACGCUCUACGAAGGGACCAACAGAACCAAGACUAGUCAUCACAAUGACAUUCUACAUUCCGCGGCCACUGAGUCCGCCGUUGGCCGAGAGAGCGAGGACCCAAGGGGGUUGAAGAUGGAAGAUGCUAAAAUGAGGGCACUCAAUACUAAUGGACGAGUUGACUACAGCAUCCAGGAGGGUGCAUUCGAUAUAUCUCUGAUUGCAAGCAUUGCCAGCCAUUUGACAUACUGGGCCGAUGAGGAUGUAAACCACUUCAUGCUUUCACAGAUGCUGUCAAGAAACGGUCGGCAUCGAAGUGUCAAGGACUGA